Molecule: messenger RNA, 4494 nt
Organism: Vigna umbellata (rice bean)
Lineage: Eukaryota; Viridiplantae; Streptophyta; Magnoliopsida; Fabales; Fabaceae
Product: ARM repeat superfamily protein
Biological process (GO): DNA repair; mitotic sister chromatid cohesion
Cellular component (GO): nucleus; chromatin
Source: RefSeq, a predicted model, not a curated record
UCUAUUAGUCGUGUAAGGGUGGGACCCCCCCCGCUCAAAAACGAAAGAGAAACGCCUACCUCAUUGAACUUCACACACUCCCCGCUCAAACUUCACUCUUCUUCCCCAACUACUCUCCGCCUUGUUCGUUCGUUCCUCAAUUCCUCUAUGGACGAAUCGUCGUUGCAAUCCGUCUCCGAAAUAGGAAGACACCUUGCUAAACGAACUCGUCCCAGCAAGGACUUCAUCGUCAAAUCCCUCAGAAAAGCUGCAAAUACUCUGUCUCAGAUAAAACAGUCUCCUCAACCGCGGACGGCCAAGGAAUUACAAGCUGCAAAGAAACAAGAACAUGCUUUGAAGCCCCUGUCAAAUGCUGUGGUUUGUGGUGGUCUGCUUCAACAUGCUGAUAAGGAAGUUAGACUUCUGGUUGCUAUGUGUGUCACCGAGCUCUUUAGACUUAUGGCACCUGAACCGCCUUUUGAAGACAAGCAUUUGAGGGAUGUAUUUACACUUAUCAUUAAUUUGUUUGAGGAUCUAGCUGAUACUGCAAGUCCAUUCUUUUCAAAAAGGGUUAAAGUAUUGGAGAUAAUGGCUCAACUGAAGUGUUGUGUGAUAAUGCUGGAGAUUAACUGCCUGGACCUAGUUCUUGAGAUGUUCAAUAUUUUCUUCUCAGUUGUGAGAGAUGAACAGCUUCUCAUUAGUGCCAUGACUUCUAUAAUGAUAAACAUUUUGUAUGAGAGUGAGGAGGCUUUUCAGCAACUAUUAGGAGUGGUUUUACUAAAUCUUGUUAAGCAAAAAGGGGAUGGAAAUUUUGCUGCUGAAAACCUUGCUGCAUCAGUCAUCAAAACUUGUGCACAAGAGGAUGAGCUAAACCUCGUAGCUUGUGGGUUUUUAGCUUCUUGUAUACACGACAGAGAUGCUAUGGGCAGUGGGCUUAAACAAUAUUACUAUGAAAUUUUCUCAAAAGUUUUUGAGUGUGCGCCUCAGAUGCUUCUGUCUGUCAUCCCAAGUUUAAUUAAAGAAUUAUCGGCUGAUGAGGUUGAUGCUAGGAUAAAAGCUGUGAAUUUGGUGGGUAAGCUUUUUGCGGUUCAACAUCGUGUUGCUCAGAAGUAUCCCGAACUUUUUGUGGAGUUUUUGAAAAGAUUUUCGGAUAAAUCUGUGGAUGUUAGGAUUAGUGCUCUACAAUGUGCUAAAGUUUUUUAUUUAGCAAAUCCCUAUGAUGGCACAGAAUCACGUGAAAUUAUGACUUCUAUUGAAGAUAGAUUAUUAGACUCUGAUGAACAAGUGAGAAAGCAGGCAGUGUUUGUUGCCUGUGAUAUUUUUAGUUCAAACCUGAAACUUGUUUCAUCCAAAUUACUAUCUCAAGUUUCUGAAAGACUCCGGGAUAUAAAGAUAACUGUUAGAAAGAGUGCCUUGCAAAAGUUGAUAAGGGUAUAUCAAGAUUACUGCAAGAAAUGUUACGAAGGUAGCAUGAAAAUUAGUAAUCACUUUGAAGAGAUUCCCUGUAAAAUUAUGUUGCUGUGCUAUGAUAAAGAUUGUAAGGAGUUCAGGUUCCAGAACAUGGAAUUUGUUCUUGCCGAUGAUCUAUUCCCAGAAGAGCUUCCUAUUGAAGAAAGGACAAACCAUUGGAUACACAUGUUUUCUCUUUUCAGUUUUCCUCAUGAAAAGGCACUGGAUACUAUUUUGGCUCAAAAGAGAAGGUUCCAAAAUGAAAUGAAAAACUAUUUGGCUAUGAAGAAGAAAAUGAAGGAAAUUUGUCCUGAAGAAAUGCAGAAGAAGAUUGAUAGCAUGUUUACAAAAAUGGCAGCAUUCUUCCCGGAUUCUCACAAAGCUGAAGAGUGUCUGCAUAAGUUAAACCAAAUUAAAGAUAAUAGUGUGUUUAAGUUACUUGAAAAAUUGUUGGAGGAACAAGCCUUCCCUAUGAUUGAACAAACUAUGAAAGAUAAACAUCUGGCAAUGAUUGGAGGCAGCAAUCCAACUUAUGAGUUUUUACGUCCACUAUUCUCAAAAUGUUCAUCCAACAUUUUCAGCUCAGAGCAUGUCAGAUGCAUCUUAGAUUAUCUUACCAAUAAUGAAAAUAGGACUUUAGAGGAUUCUUCUGCAAAUUUUCUGCUGGCUAUUGUUCGAUAUUUCCCUUCUAUGCUGAAAGGCUCGGAAAAGCAGUUCUUAUUGUUGUUGGAACAUAAAAGUUCUGUUAAGGACAAGCUGAUUGAAGUUAUGGCAAAGGCAGGCUGUCAUAUGUCUUUCAAUCAUAGUGAUAUUUAUCCAUUUUUAAGGAGAAUUUGCUUGGAUGGAACACGUAGACAGGCUAAAUUUGCGGGGUCAGCAAUUGUUGCUUUAAGUUCUGAUCAGUCACUUUUUAGAAAGUUGUAUCAGGAGCUAAUUGAUUCCUUAUAUAGGGAGCGGAAUGUCCCUACUAUUUUGCAAUCUCUGGGAUGCAUUACACAAUAUGUUUCCAAUUUUGAAACUCAAGUUGAAGAGAUCACGUCAUAUAUAUUCCAGAAGAUCAUUCAAAUGGAGCAUUUGGAUGAUGGUCAUUAUGCGACAUCCUUUUAUGAUACUGCUCAAUGUAGCGAAUUUUGUCAGUUAAAGAUUUAUUGGCUGAAAACUCUGGUGAAGAUUUCUUUGCAUUAUGAAGGAAGUCAUGUUGAGCUUAAUAUUAAUGGAUUGUUGGAGAUUUUGUCAAAAAUGCUACGAGAAAGUGAUUAUUUUGUAAAUACAACUGCUAGCUCCUGUGAGAAUGAUACGGCUCAUAUUAGAUUAGCUGCCGCAAAAGCAAUCCUUCGUCUUGCUAGGAAGUGGGAUUUACAUAUUACUCCUCAGACUUUUCAGUGUUGUAUAUCGAUUGCAAAGGACGACUCUUUGUUUGUUAGGAGCACAUUUCUUCGUAAGAUCCAAAAGUUGCUGAAGGAGCAUAAACUACCAAUGAGAUUUGCAUGUGCUUUUGCUUUGGCAGCAACAAAUGGCACCGGCGAACAGCAAUAUCAGAACUACAAGUAUAUGGCAGAGUUUAUAAAGGAUUACAGUAUAUUAGCCCGUAAACGAGAAAGUUCUUCUGUUCAAGGAGUCAUCAUUGAUUACCCAGCAUAUAUUUUGGUCUUCUUGAUUCAUGUGCUUUCUCGGAAUAAUGACUUUCCAUUUGAAGUCUGUCCAGACGAAAAAAUUUAUGCUGACGUUUGCAGUCCACUUUUCUUUAUCCUGCAGGCAUUAGUUGAUAUCAAUAUUGUUGAUGGUGACCUGGACAUUGUUGAUGAUGCUAUCCUACAUAUAGUUAGUAUUUUUCGAGCAAUCAGAAAGGUUGAGGAUGCUAUUGAUGCACAGAUGACAACUAAGCUGCAUAUGCUGGCUGAAAUUGGGAUAUUUACAUUAAAUGAAUUAAGUCAUGGUGGAAUAUCCAAAUUGCAAACACCUGGACAAAUUUUAUUGCCUUCAUCAUUAUAUAGAGUGAGUCUCAUUAAGAAUGAUACUAGUUCAAAAUGUCUGAAGUCAUGUUUUGAGGAAAAUUUUCUAUGUAGAGUUUUUCAAGCACUUAAGGAAUUUACUGUGGCUCAUGGACAUGCUGAAAAGACUGCAAAAAAAUUUCCUAAGCAUGGUCAUAAGGUUCAACAAGAUGUUAAAAAGUCUAAUAUUAAUAUUGGUGGUGUACUGGACUUGGCAUCUACCGAACCAAAUGAUUUGUCAAGGAGAGCAAUAACAAAUGCUAAAAAUGCGAAGCCAGACAUCCGUUCGGUGAAAAGAAGAAAAUGUGUGUCUGGAUCUGUUGGUUUGCAUGAAUGCUCUACAAUCGAGAAGCAACAAAAAAUACCAUCAAAACAUUUUGGGAAGGCUUUAGAGAGCAAUGUGCUUUUGUCGAGUGAUUCUGUGUGCUCUAAGGAUUCUCUGUAUGUAUCACAUGUGCAAACCCGGAAAUCAAAAAGAGCUGCUGCUUGCUCAUUGGAGAAUGCUGUGACAAAUAGCAAACAUAUUGUUGAACCUUUCAAAUGUCCUAGAACCAAACGGAAAGAUACAUGUGGCUCAAAGGAUGUACUAGAAGAUGUUUCAAAUAAAAUUAAUUUAAGCCUCCGUGAACCUGGUGAAUAUUCUUCUCUUGAUGGUGGUAAAAAGGCUGCAGUUAAAAGACGCCAAGCUGCCAGAGAGGAAACACCACUGAAUAAGGAAAAUACAAACGUAAAUGCAAAUGGAAAAUGCAUGGAAACAUCAGCUUCAGAAGUUGUCAGAACAAAUGCAAAUGCUGUUAGAAGAACAAGACGGAAAGUAUAAAUACGGUGCUGUAUUCUCAUGGACACGGAGCUUUGAAGACCGCGUAUUCUAAUCCAGAGUUGUGCACAAACUACAACACAUCUCACUCUGCCGUUAUUUUUCGCACUAACACAAGAACUCGGGCUUCUGUUUAUACGUUUUCUUAUCCUGUAGGCAUGCUAAAACUUUGUACUCCUAAACAAAUGCCCUUUCUUUGUAUGUAUUUUUACUGAUAUUUUCGUUUAGAUAUGAUGAUUGGGAAUAGCACAUUAACAA